Ixodes scapularis (black-legged tick) is the source of this 624-nucleotide messenger RNA. RefSeq lists its product as uncharacterized. The transcript is spliced from 3 exons. Lineage: Eukaryota; Metazoa; Arthropoda; Arachnida; Ixodida; Ixodidae. The coding region runs from base 1 to 576 and encodes 191 amino acids. The record is from RefSeq and is a predicted model, not a curated record.
AUGGCAACGUGCGAUGGUAGUGCCACCAAACUGAGGACGACGCUGCUGAACUGCGUUGACCACUUUUGUGGACGCCAUUCCAACUGCGUGGAGGACUCUCCCUGUAAGGCGGCGGGGCAUGUUCCGAGUACGCUGUUGAUCCAAGAUCCAGUCGCAGAGAAUCUCCUGUCUACUUUUUUGAGAUCGACAACAGUCUUCAAGAAUGCUGGGGAAUACAUCCAAGCAAAAGACACCUACCACGUGGAGUCCUUCAACAACACCAUGUUGAUCUACAUAGACAAGCGAGUUCAUUAUAUGGACCGCUCCUACAACCUCAGACAGGGUCUCGCAGUCCUGGAUUGGAAUGAGCAUGUCGGUCGGCAGUAUACGUCGACGUACUUCGUCGAGGACGCCUGUCAUCCUGAUCGACAGGGGGGGAAGAAGAAGUACACGAAAAAGACGUUUAGUUUCACACAGAAGAUCCGCCGCCUGCUCCUUGAAACUGCAGCCUUGAAGGAGUCCAGCCAAGAAACGGACGAGUCCAUCCCUGAAAAUGGCUCCCGAAAUCAAGCCCCUGAAACCCUGCCCAUUACCUGAUUGGUCAAAAAAGCAAGGACACAACGACGGCAGCGUAUUCAAACAGAG